Messenger RNA from Protopterus annectens (West African lungfish), 2350 nucleotides. RefSeq names its product acetyl-CoA acetyltransferase 1 (gene ACAT1). Gene Ontology annotation, biological process: fatty acid beta-oxidation. Lineage: Eukaryota; Metazoa; Chordata; Ceratodontiformes; Protopteridae. The record is from RefSeq and is a predicted model, not a curated record. The transcript is spliced from 9 exons. Gene Ontology annotation, molecular function: acetyl-CoA C-acetyltransferase activity. The coding region runs from base 36 to 1049 and encodes 337 amino acids.
UAGGUAUUCCUGUUGAAGAGGUGAAGGAGGUUUACAUGGGUAAUGUUUUGCAGGCAGGUGAAGGUCAGGCUCCAUCCAGACAGGCUGCAUUGGGAGCAGGUUUGCCACUCUCUACUCCUACUACAACAGUCAACAAAGUAUGUGCUUCUGGAAUGAAAUCUGUGAUGUUGGCAGCACAAAGUUUAAUGUGUGGCCAUCAGGAUGUUAUGGUUGCUGGUGGAAUGGAGAGCAUGUCCAAUGUUCCGUAUGUGAUGUCAAGAGAAGCACCGCCUUAUGGAGGCUUAAUGCUAGAAGAUUUGAUUGUUAAAGAUGGACUGACAGAUGUUUAUAACAAAAUUCACAUGGGAAACUGUGGUGAAAAUACUGCCAAGAAGUUUAGCAUUUCACGAGAGGAACAAGAUUCUUAUGCCAUUAGUUCUUACACCAGAAGUAAAGCCGCAUGGGACCAGAAAAAAAUAUCAAAUGAAAUUGCUGCUGUCACCAUUGCCCAGAAAGGCAAGCCAGAUAUUGUAGUGGCUGAAGAUGAGGAAUAUAAGCGUGUCGAUUUCAACAAAUUUCCCAAACUGAAACCCGUGUUUCAAAAAGACAGUGGCACCAUCACAGCUGCUAAUGCCAGCAAGUUAAAUGAUGGAGCAGCUGCUUUGGUUCUCAUGACUGCAGAGGCUGCCAAAAGACUUAAUGUCACACCACUGGCAAGAAUUCUAGCUUUUGCAGAUGCAGCUGUUGAUCCUAUAGAUUUUCCUGUUGCUCCUGCAUAUGCUGUACCCAAGCUUCUUAAAGCUGCUGGUUUGAAAAAGGAGGAUAUUGCAAUGUGGGAGAUAAAUGAAGCCUUCAGUGUUGUGGCUUUGGUGAACAUCAAAAUGCUUGAAAUUGAUCCACAGAAAGUUAACAUCAAUGGCGGAGCGGUCUCUCUUGGACACCCAAUUGGAAUGUCUGGAGCAAGAAUUGUUGGUCACAUGGCCCACACCCUAAAGCCAGGACAGUAUGGUCUUGCUGGAAUAUGUAACGGAGGAGGUGGUGCAUCUGCAAUGCUUAUUCAGAAACUCUGAGAUUUUACAGUACUGUAAUUGUUCCAAGGCAAAAAAAAGUGUCAUUGGUGCUCAGAAUUGCCUUUCUGAUACUAAACUUCAAUACGAUUUGUAAACAUUUUGUCAUUGAUUUCACUCGUACAGCAUUAUUUUUCACUUAACCAUUUAUACACUGUAGUCCUUAUCAAAACAUAUGCGCUUCAGCAGCUCAAUUCUGUUUAAGUUUGAGUAUAACACAUCUCAGCAUUCUUUAACAUUUAUAUACUGGGGAUGUAAACAUUUUUGUACAUAUUUAAUAUUCUGUACAAAUCACAUUAUAAAGUUGCAUGAAUAAAUUUGGGGGAAAAAAACAGCGAGAGAGAUCCAUAUAUUGCACAAUGUUGAAAUAUAUGCUUUGUUAAUUCUAAAGGUGGAAGUAUUAAUUAAUUACAGUUGAAGAAAAGUUUCUGAAAACCACACUGCUGCACAUUUUAAUACAUAACAUGAGUGAUCUUGUGGUGUUAACUAAUUAGUCUAUAUUCAUAGCAGUGAUGGAGCGUUCUGGAGAUUGAAGAUUUUCCUAGGAUGACUUCACUGGAUGAUAGAACUACACAUAUAUUGCUGGUAGCAAUGCAAAAGGCUUCAUUAUCAAUAACAAACUGCUGAAAAGUCCAAACUUCAUCGUCAUCUUCCCAAUGGAAAAAAAAAAAAAAAAAAAAGAGUUCUGAGAUGAUGAUCACUAUAUCAGAAUUAAGGAAGAUAGUGGAAUCAGCUGGUCUCACACCAGCAUUAAGUACUGGCACAUAGUGGCCUAAGGCUCUCACAUAUGUAUUGCUGGCAUGUUCUUGUUUCAUUUCCUCUGUUUACCUUGAAACUGUUAAUCAUUCUGCAUUUCUUUCAUGGAUAGAUUAUAUUUGGUCGUUAGGUCUGAUUUUUAGCUAUUUUAUAUAUUUUUCCCCAUUGGAUUUACCAUAAUUCAUAAACUGUUUAAACCUUUCGAAGAUUUUCAUCUGGAAGGUAUGUCUUUCCCUUCAAAGCUGGUGACUAAAUAUGAUUGUUUUGGGUAGAUUGCCUCUAACAACUUCAUGCAAUGUUUAUUUUAUGUUAAAGCUGACUGUAAUGCUGAUGAUUGUGAAUUCUGUGUGAAGUACCUUAAACCAACCAAACCCAGAUAAAAACCGUAACAAUUUUAAUCUCCUAACAUACAAGUUACAAAAAACUCCCUUAAGAAAAAUAGAAUGUUAUGUUUGUUGAUUCAGCUUGUGUGUGUAUUUUGGUAGAAUACUUUUGUAUUCAAAUCCUAAUAGCUUUUAUGGAAAGUAAACAGCAGAAUCUCAAAUAUG